AUGGAUUCCGAGGAAGUUUCUGGCGGUGGGUGGGAAUUUCCUAAGAAAGUUGUGCGAAGGCCAACUGGUCUCACUGAACCGAGAGAGCUACGUGUCGUUCUGGAUCUCCAAACUAUGGAUUUUGAUGGAUAUUUCCAACCUCGAUUUCUCAGAACCAACAUCACAAACGCUGUGGAGGAGGUGAUGAAGGAUAAAUUCAGGUACCCUGAGAUCAAGGCUUAUCUAAUGGCAGAACCCACUGAAGAAUAUCAACGCAAUUUGGUGUAUCUGGGAAAGUUUUGUGAGAUCAUCAUUUGUUACUCAAGGAAGCCUCGAUGUCGUGAGUGUAAAAGACUUGUAGCACAGGAACGGAAGAGAAAGCUCUCGUAG
Molecule: messenger RNA, 369 nt
Organism: Arabis nemorensis
Lineage: Eukaryota; Viridiplantae; Streptophyta; Magnoliopsida; Brassicales; Brassicaceae
Source: the annotation of a GenBank genome assembly